This is a messenger RNA of Amoebophrya sp. A120, 2960 nucleotides long. The record is from the annotation of a GenBank genome assembly. Lineage: Eukaryota; Dinophyceae; Syndiniales; Amoebophryaceae.
CGUGGCAGCAGAUUCGUCGUGGCUGAAUCGUUUGGGACGUCGUGGCCAUUAUUCGCUGUAAAACAACUUGCGUUCUUUGUUUCAGAAGUGAAGAUACCAGUAUAGAGUCGUAUCUAGUAGAUUUCGUUGGCAGCGCGUGGGCAUUUUCCGCCGGCGAGUACAUCAAGGUAGAGUAAGUACCUUCGACGACUGGAACCCACUUCACAUCCACGUAGCCUUUUUGUUCAUUCGAGCAAAAAUAACUCCACAAGUGAACGAAAAAAGCAACAGGUUGCGAACAUCAUGUUUCGCCUAACCAAUUUUGUUGUCUUUCUUGCCGUCUUGGCGGUCAAUACGGUGGACACUUUUGCGCGGAAACUGACGCAGACCCCGCAAACGCGGACCUACAGCAGGUCGUGGUCGUCGUCGUCGUCCUCUGUGUCCAGUUCUACCUCUACCUUCAACUACGCGAACGGCCGCUCGACAGAACACAAGCACGAGGACAAGCAGAAACGAACCAGCGACCAGGUCAACGAUCAACCGCCGCAGACGACGCGCAAGGAAAGCGAGAAAUCGACGGACAAAGUGGACGGUGUGAAGACCAAGGAAAUCGCGGACUACGAGAACGCCGCGGGCGGAUUCACGUUGCCGGAAGCCUGCGCCAAAGCGGUCGACAAAGCGCACGAAGAGGAUCGCGCCGACCACUGUGACGCUACCUACAUCGGUGACAUCGCUCCGGACCGGGUCAAUUGUGCCCAGGAGGACCUGGCGAACUUGCCCCAUGCGACCGACAAAAAUUGGAUGUAUUUUGUUUUUCGAUAGAGCGAGGUAACAAACCCAAACGAGAACUUCGCGGUUGAGUUCUCAUCCGGCCGGCCGGCCGGAUGAGAACUCAACCACAUCAGCGGCGGAAAUCGACCGGCUGGUCGUCCUGGUCAAUUGGCCCGCCAUUCGCUCGGGCGAAAGGGGGGGGGGCGGCCUGCUGGAGACCGACGCUUCCCUCACUCCACUUUCGCCGGGGGCCGUGUGCAACACAAAAACGCUACGCGCGCCUGCUGUGAAUACAGAGAAGCUACGCUAUGCAGCGGGGCAGAAGUUGGAAAAUUUUAAAGGUGGCGCAUUGUGCGCGCCCGCCGCGGGCGCGCUUUCAUAGUUGGACUGCGCUAUGCCUUUUGGCUUCUGGGUGGAAUUCGAAAGAAUUGAAUGCAAAAACAUUCGCGGGGCUCGCAAACGCAAUAGGCAAAAUUUCGCGGGGCGCGCAACGCGCGCCCGCUAUACGUUGCAAUCGCCGGCCCAGAAAGCGCGUCCGCGCGCCUCUCCGCUGGCUCAUGCUUGCUUCGGCGCAACAGUUGGCAGAUGCGCCGGAUCCGGGUCGGACGCGCUUCGCGCGUCCACCGACUUGCGUGAUGGGAGGCGGGGCCUCGCUCGGCGCGCCGGGCAACCAAUCUCCGACGCGCCGCGCGCGCUGCCCUUUGUUUCUGCCGGCGCCCGAAUCCUGCGGCGCGUCGGGCUCCAAAGCUGCCCCCACCCGAUAGCAGGGACAAUGCAAAUGGCCUGGGCCGCGCUUAUGUGUGCCUCCGCCGGGCUACUGGCGCCCUAGCAAUCUUUAUCGUUUCCCACACGCGAAGGCGGCGCAGCAGGAUGGCCCGCGCGCGCAAGUUGUACGCUGUUGCUUUGCUUCCUGGUGGGGUUCGUCGGCGCCCGGCCGCAGCCGGCAUGGUCACUCAGCCAGCGCUGCGCGCCCGCGUUGGGCUGUGCCCCCAUCCUCUGGGCCCCCAGGCUUAUCGUCUUUUCCGGCGACUCGCAGUAGAAGUAGCAAACAACGCAGCUUCUGCUUCUUGGCUUUAGGCACUUGCCGCAGCUUUUGCAUGACAAAGCUCGGGCUUUUUGCGUAGAAGUGAAACUGCGCAGCUGGGGGGUGACAAUCAAGAAGAAGAGUGAGGCCGUCGACCAGGAGGGAAGAAGGGGACCCGGACGACCGGCCGGCCGAUUUCAAUCCGCCACAGAUGUGGUUGAGUUCUCAUCCGGCCGGCCGGCCGGAUGAGAACUCAACCGCGAAGUUCUCGUUUGGGUUUGUUACCUCGCUCAUAUACUUCUUCGAGAUUUGUUUUUGUUUGUCGAAAUCUACAACUCUGAGACUCACGUAGUCGGGUUCGACAUUCAUUUUACACCGAUAAAUAGAAGACGGCUUCGACAUUCGCAAGAUAAUACUACAACAGGGCCACCUGCGACAGCGAGGUCCGGUUUCAGGCUCCGCCGCCGGCUUCGGCAGUCUCCGCGACCGUGGAUGUGCCGGACGCCCCCGCGGAAGCAACUGCUGCGGAUUCUACCCCCGGCAGCUUUGUGCAGCAGAAAUCCCGGUUGGUGGACAUGACGCUGGAGGAAAUGGCGGAAACCGACGGCGAGCUCGAGGAGGAGAUGAUCGCCAGACUGCAGAACGAGCUGCAGUUGUGAGGUGGAACCGGGAUGGGAAAAAAUGACAAGAUAAAUUGUCAGGAAGAGAUACACGGAAUACAACAAGUGAAGCUUCGAGAAGGAGAUUUUCACGGCUAAGUUUAUGACUAGGAGAAAGUAUAACUGCCGCCUUUAAUGUAACGACAAAUACGUACAAAGCCAGUUACUUCGUUACUUUAUGAUUUUGUAGUAUGAAGAAACAAAGACAAACGACAUAUAUCGAUUGAUUGUGUCCUAGAAAAAAUUAAAUCUUUUGACGGAUUUAUCUUUUUCAGGAGUUUCAUCUGUUUCUCUACUAUGCAUUGCAGAGGUGAUCGCAGUAAGACAUUGCAAAAUUAAAUUGUUAGAUAGAAAAUUGUAUGGAUUGAUCGCGUUAUUGUGCGGCCGCGCCGAUAGCUAAAUGUAAAUAUAAAUACGAUGGAAUGAGAAGGAAGAUUGUUGAUUACUCAUCAAACAAAUCCAUUUUAGACGAUGACUGGAGACGAGAUAUACAGGAAAAAUUUUCUUCAUAAGUCUGAGAAGAGGAG